AUGAGCUUGACAACUAGCGAUCCACAAGAAAUUCACCCGCGGGAAGAUGAAUUUUUUAAAGUUGCUCUCGGAAUUGUUAAAUCGGCUGGUCAGUUAGUCCGAACAGCCUUUGAGAAACCAACAAUGAAGGUAGAACAAAAGUCUUCCCACACGGACCUUGUUACUGAGACGGAUAAAGCCGUUGAAAGGCAUUUGAUUGAUGGUCUUUCGCAAGCUUUUCCUGAUCACAAGUUUAUUGGUGAAGAGUCUGUUGCCGGGGGUCAAAAAAUAGAGUACACAGAUGCUCCGACUUGGAUUAUUGAUCCCAUUGAUGGGACGACAAAUUUUGUGCACAAGAUUCCCUUGGUGGCUAUUUGUGUUGGUCUGGCUAUUAAAAAGCAGAUGAGGGCAGGUAUCGUGUAUAAUCCUAUUACUAAAGAAUUAUUUUCUGCCCAAACUGGUCGAGGGGCAUUCUUAAAUGGCUUUCCAAUCCAUGUUUCAUCAACGAAAGCUUUAAAUCGAUCGUUGAUUGCAAUGUCUCAUGGCAUUCAUAAUAUAACAAGUUUUGGGCCAUCCUGGUUGGAUAUCGUAUUAGAGAAUCAUCGGCGCAUUUGUCUUGCAGGAAUACUCGGACACCGCUCCUUUGGCUCAGCGGCUUUGAAUAUGACAAGUGUUGCUAGUGGGAUUGUUGAUGCAUAUGUUGAAUUUGGCGUGCACGCCUGGGAUGUUGCUGCAGCAAGCGUUAUUCUAAAAGAAGCUGGUGGCUUCAUUAUCGACCCUACUGGCGCUCCUUUCAACAUUAUGAAGCGAUGUGUUUUAUGUGCAUCUACAGAAGAACUUGGUCAGGAAUUUCGCUCGAAACUGAAAAGUAUUGAAUACGACGCUGAAGGGUGA
This is a messenger RNA of Enterobius vermicularis (human pinworm), 873 nucleotides long. NCBI's taxonomy places the organism in Eukaryota, Metazoa, Nematoda, Chromadorea, Rhabditida, Oxyuridae. The record is from the annotation of a GenBank genome assembly.